AUGGCCAGCCAGCUAGCAGAUCAGUUACAAAACACCCAGUUGAGUGAUGGCACUUCCCCACGAGGUGACGACUGGAAACAGAACCUGAAUAUCCCCGCCAAGGAUACCAGACUGCAAACAGAGGAUGUCACAAAAACAAAAGGCCUCGAGUUUGAGAACUUUGCUUUAAAGCGAGAUCUGCUCAUGGGAAUCUUCGAAGCUGGCUUUGAGAAGCCUUCUCCCAUCCAAGAGGAAGCCAUCCCCGUUGCAUUAACUGGCCGUGACGUCCUAGCCCGAGCCAAAAAUGGCACGGGAAAAACCGCCGCCUUUGUCAUCCCCGCUCUGGAACGCAUCAACCCCAAAAUCUCAAAAAUCCAAUGUCUUAUUCUCGUCCCCACACGCGAGCUUGCCAUGCAAACGUCUCAAGUCUGCAAGAAUCUGGGCAAGCACCUCGGUGUCAACGUCAUGGUAACAACUGGUGGUACUGGUCUACGAGAUGAUAUCAUCCGCUUGCAGGAGCCCGUUCAUAUUGUGGUCGGUACUCCCGGUCGAAUCCUGGAUCUCGCAGGAAAGAAUGUCGCGGAUCUCAGCGAGUGUCCCAUGUUCAUCAUGGACGAGGCUGACAAGCUCCUCUCCAUUGAAUUCACCCCCGUCAUUGAGCAGCUGCUUCAAUUCCAUCCAAAGGACCGACAGGUCAUGCUCUUCUCCGCCACUUUCCCCCUCUCGGUCAAGGACUUUUCCGACAAAAAUAUGACCAGCCCCUACGAAAUCAACCUCAUGGACGAACUCACCCUGCGAGGUAUUACCCAGUACUAUGCCUUUGUCGAAGAGAAGCAAAAGGUCCACUGCUUGAACACCCUCUUCUCAAAGCUGCAAAUCAACCAAUCCAUCAUCUUCUGCAACUCGACCAACCGAGUCGAGCUGCUUGCCAAAAAAAUAACUGAACUCGGCUACUCGUGCUUCUACAGCCACGCUAGAAUGCAACAGCAUGCCCGAAACCGAGUCUUCCACGACUUUCGUAACGGCGUUUGUCGAAACUUGGUCUGCUCAGAUCUUCUCACCCGAGGUAUUGAUAUCCAGGCUGUAAACGUCGUCAUCAACUUUGACUUCCCCAAGAACGCCGAAACUUAUUUGCAUCGUAUUGGUCGAUCUGGUCGUUUUGGUCACCUUGGUCUGGCUAUCAAUUUGAUCAAUUGGGACGACCGCUUUAACCUCUACAAUAUUGAGAGGGACCUUGGAACUGAAAUUCUACCAAUCCCUGCGAGCAUCGAUAAGAGCCUUUACGUCUACGAAAAUCCCGAGUCGAUCCCUCGUCCCAUUUCGAACCUCCCUAAGAAUGCGGUUCCUCAGCAGCAGGCCCUUUUAGGCCCGGCGCCAGGCCAACCGGCUUAUCACCAACCGCUCCAAGGAAACUGGCCUGCUCAAAAUGGUCAACACAACGGCAAUGCCCAAUUUAACGGCGGACGUGGCCGAGGUGGACGUGGCCGCGGUUAUCGUGGUCGAGGUGGUAGCAGCGGUGGCAAUGGCAGAGGCCGCGGCCAGCCACCACGCGACCCUACAUCCUAA
Molecule: messenger RNA, 1545 nt
Organism: Trichoderma atroviride IMI 206040
Lineage: Eukaryota; Fungi; Ascomycota; Sordariomycetes; Hypocreales; Hypocreaceae
Biological process (GO): P-body assembly; cytoplasmic stress granule assembly; negative regulation of translation
Cellular component (GO): P-body; cytoplasmic stress granule
Molecular function (GO): ATP binding; mRNA binding; RNA helicase activity
Source: RefSeq, a predicted model, not a curated record